Messenger RNA from Dictyostelium purpureum, 912 nucleotides. RefSeq lists its product as uncharacterized. The transcript is spliced from 2 exons. The record is from RefSeq and is a predicted model, not a curated record. The coding region runs from base 1 to 912 and encodes 303 amino acids. Gene Ontology annotation, molecular function: intramolecular lyase activity. Lineage: Eukaryota; Evosea; Eumycetozoa; Dictyosteliales; Dictyosteliaceae.
AUGUUAUCUUUAUUACUAAGAAAUACAUCAAGAAAUAGACAAUUAGUUAGAUGUUUAUCAAGAGCAUCUAGUCCACAAAGAUUUAGUCAUUAUAGCUUUAACUAUCAAAACAAUAAUAAUAAUAAUAAUAAUAGUAAUAAUAAUAAUUUCAAUUAUAAAAAAAUAUUAACAUAUGGUAUUGUAGGUAUUGCAUUAGCUGUACCAUCAAUUGUAUUAUGCCAAGAAUGCUUUGACGAAGAUGAAGAUUUUAUUACUCAAAUUAAAACUGGUUUUAAAUUCCCUAAAAUUUUAAAUAAAGAUCAAAAUAUAUUAUUUAAUAUUGUCAAUAUUGGUAAUAGAAAAUUAUCAUUCAUUAAUAUAAAUGUUUAUUCAUUGGGAUUCUAUAUUAAUCAAGAACAUGCUCAAACCAAAUUAAGUGAACAUGUUACAAAGAGUAAAGAAGAGUUUUGUAAUGAUAAAGAAAGUAUUAAACAAGAGAUUUUAGAUAAAGGUAUUGGUGUAUCAUUAAAAAUUAGACCAAAUAGAAAGGUAACAUGGGGUCAUAUUUAUGGUGGGUUCCAAAGAGCUUUGAUUGUUAUGUUAUUAAAGAACUACAAUAUGACAUUGGAGGAGAUCGAGCCAAUGAUGUUAGAACUUAAAGAAUCAUUAAAACCACAUCAAGAGAUUUCAACAAGCGAACAAAUCGAUUUUGUUAAAAAAGAUGGCGAUUCACCAUCACUCAUCAUUUUCUUUAACGAAAAACCAGUCAAAGAAAUCAAAGAUAAACGUUUAGCCAAUUGUUUCUUUGAUUUUUAUUUAGGUCAAAAUAGCAAAGCCCCAGAAGCCACUAAAGAAUUCUACGAAAAUCUUUGGAAUAUUUUUAAUAAUAAACAAGAUCAUCACCACCACCAAUCAACAUUGUCCCCAAUUUAA